Molecule: messenger RNA, 1555 nt
Organism: Spodoptera frugiperda (fall armyworm)
Lineage: Eukaryota; Metazoa; Arthropoda; Insecta; Lepidoptera; Noctuidae
Product: TD and POZ domain-containing protein 1
Exons: 4
Coding region: 203-1348 (381 amino acids)
Biological process (GO): regulation of proteolysis; proteasome-mediated ubiquitin-dependent protein catabolic process
Cellular component (GO): cytoplasm; nucleus
Molecular function (GO): ubiquitin protein ligase binding
Source: RefSeq, a predicted model, not a curated record
AUUUUGAGUUUGAUAGAUUGUUAGACGGAUUCACGGAUUAUAUUUGUGUUUUCCUUCAUGUCUGUUUAUGAGUAAUAAGGAAUUACUCAUUAUAGAGUUCAAUUACGUUUUUCUUAUAUAAACAGUACACAGUAUUUCUUGUUUUAUCAACCUCUGUGUUAUAUCUCAUCAGAAUCCCUAAGCGUUGUAUAAAACGAGAACCAUGGACCAUGAAGCUUUCAUGGAUGCAGAGCCUUUUAUGCACCGAUAUGGGGAUAGUUCUAAUUCUAGUUCCAGCUCCAUUUCAGAAGAAGUAAGACCUCAGGGUCCUAUUGGAUUUGUAUCAGCGGCAUUUAAAUGUAUGACUAGUAAUGCCACUAAGCUCUGUGUUCAUGAUGCACUAGUCAAGCUAAACGGGACUGGGGACUAUGAUAUUGGAGGCACUUAUGCAGAUGACGAUCCAGAGUUCUGGUUCUUCUAUACCGUGUCUGUGUGCCACGGAGACAACCGUCUACUGAAUUUAUUUGUGUGCCAUAGGAAAACUGGAACGUUUUCCAUAGAAGUAGCAAGCUCAAGUGACUUGACACAAAAAGUAGCUCCGGGUGAUGAUGUUCCCUAUUUAUUACUGCCUCCAGAUAUGGUCAAAUUCAAUUUCAAGUCUAUAAAACCAAACCAAAACUAUUUUAUCAAAACUUUCUGUUUCAAAAAAUUAGAUCGAUUCAACAAAUCCUGCACUUUAUUCAUACCAAUAAAAAUAACUGUGAACCCAAAGUUUGAACUAAACAGUGACAUUGUAAAAGCUAUCAAACUACAACAUGAUUUAAGUGGACUUUUAACAAAGCAGGAAACAACAGAUUAUAUACUUGAAUCUGCUUCUCGAAAACAGUUCCCCACACACAAGAUACUGCUGGCUGCUCACAGCCCUGUGCUUAUGAGAAUGAUCAAGGAAUCUGAUGUCCCCUCACUGUUUAUUGAUAUAACUGAUAAAGAUAUGGAGCUGCUUUUAGAGUUUAUAUAUACAGGAACAAUAAAAAAUAUAUUGGAAGAAGACUGUGUGAAGCUCCUGCAGAUAGCUGAUAGGUUUGAGUUGACUCAACUGUUUACCUUAACUCAGCAUGUGAUCGGUGACCAAAUCAAUCCAGACAAUGCAAUACCGAUGGCAAUAGUUGCCAAGAAAUUUAAAUUACAAGAUUUACUGAAACGAGUUUAUACUUACAUUGCGAAGAAUCCAAAAGUGUUAGAGUCUGAAGGAUGGAAGAAUCUACAGGAUGUCGAUCUGGCUAAAGAUUUGUUCCAGUUCUCUCGUACCAUGAUUCAGUCAGUCAUAGAAAAAUGUCGUGUGUGCUCCUCUAAUUUGGAAAGAAAUUAAUUGGAUGUUAUAUAAUGUGAAUGAAAAGGAAUGAUAUUGGACAUGGUAAAGGUCUGUGAUAAUAGUUGGAGCAUAUUUAAAAAAUGUGAGAAGCUAAGUAAUCAUCCUAAUAUAAGAUACUAAUAUUGGCACAAAUGCCUUUGAUAAUUCUUUUAUUAUUUAUAAUUUUAUUUUUUUAUUUUGAAUGUAUUAAAUAUCUUUGAAAUA